This is a messenger RNA of Mesocricetus auratus (golden hamster), 6935 nucleotides long. It is a transcript of the gene Zkscan2, whose product is annotated as zinc finger with KRAB and SCAN domains 2. NCBI's taxonomy places the organism in Eukaryota, Metazoa, Chordata, Mammalia, Rodentia, Cricetidae. The transcript has 8 exons. The coding region runs from base 539 to 3427 and encodes 962 amino acids. Gene Ontology annotation, biological process: regulation of transcription by RNA polymerase II. The record is from RefSeq and is a predicted model, not a curated record. Gene Ontology annotation, molecular function: RNA polymerase II cis-regulatory region sequence-specific DNA binding; DNA-binding transcription factor activity.
UCUCCACUGGGCGAGCUGACGAGGCUGCGUGCCAGCUCUUAGCCCCGCGAGGCCUUGCCUCAUCCAGCUGCUGCUUCUUCUUCUUCUCCCCCACCCCCAACCUUGGCCGAGGCCCUUGGCAGCCCCGUGCGGGGAGUUCGGAGUGCUGCGAGCGCUGCUGGGAGCCAAGAAGAUCCCGACCCUGGCCUCGGACAGUCCUGUACUCCUGCCCGGGCGGGACACCUGCAGCGGCCUGGACCCCGACCAAGACCCCUGGGCCGGCAGAGCCUCACAGAGCCUCGCGGACACACCCCCUCCCGGUCGGCGCCUCCGCCCAUCCCGUCCUCCGUCCUCUGUGUUCCCUGCUAGCCCAGCGCGUGGUUCUCUUUCCGAUCUUGCACCCUAGAGAUCCUCAUGGGAGGGGGCACAUCUUGAUUGGAGAAGAGGGCGGGUUUGCAGACUUUUGGGUUCCAUAUUCACAAGGACAUUUACGUAGGGGUCCCUCGGAAGCGUCCCUGGGCCCUUACUUGGAGCUAGACCUGUUGGCCCUGGUUGGAUCAUGGCUACAGUCCUGGACCCUCAGGUGGACGUGGAAGUUGAGGAGUGCCUCAUAAUGAAAGUGGAAAAGGACUCUGAGUGGGCAUCGGAGCCCAUUCUGGACCCAUCAGGCAGCACUGAAUGUGAAUCCUUUCGUAAAUGCUUCAGGCAGUUCUGUUACGAGGAUGUGACGGGACCCCAUGAAGCUUUCAGUCAACUCUGGGAACUCUGCUGCCGGUGGUUGAAGCCAGAAAUGCGUUCCAAGGAGCAGAUCCUCGAGCAGCUGGUAAUUGAACAGUUUCUCACCAUUCUGCCCAAGAAGAUUCAGGCUUGGGCGCAGAAGCAGUGUCCAGAAAGUGGAGAGGAGGCGGUGGCCCUAGUCGUUCAUUUGGAGAAAGAGACCAGAAGACUGAGAAAGCAGGUCAAUAGUCCCCUACACUCAGAGAAGCAAGCCCCACCUGGAACUAUGUGGGAAGUAGCCAACUUUGAACCAGAGCAACUGGAGACCCAGCAUAGGGUUGUUUCUCAGGAAGAAGCUGAAAGCCUCCUCUCAGGAUACCAGGAACAACUGAACCAAAACCGAGAGCGUAGGCCAUUACCUAAGAAUGCUCACUCUUCUCUCUGGGUUCCUGUCACUAGUGAAGAGUGGAACACUGUAGAUCAGGAGGUGACAACCCAGGAACCAGUGAAAGAUGUCCACACAGUGAGAAGCUUUUCCUACAAAAAGAGUGUGCAUCAGAUUCCUACUCACAGAGAUCUCUACCACGAAAUCAGGAAAGAAAGUGCAGAGAGCAUGGUUUCCCUGGGAGGCACUGUGUCUACAUCUAACAAGAUAGCCCAGUUGGAGCAAAGAAAGGAGCCGUGGACUGUAGGUCUUCAUUCCUCAAAUAAGAGGAAUAGUGUCCUGAGAAGCAACUGCAUUAAAGAGAAAUCUGUGCGUGCUGUUCAGACCCCAGCAAGAAAUUCAGGGAAAGUGUGGCGAGAGCAGCAGCAGUGGGGUUUAGAAGAUGAAAAAAUUGCAGGUGUGCACUGGAGCUAUGAGGAAACCAAGACUUUUCUUGCAAUUCUCAAGGAAUCUCGCUUUUAUGAAACACUCCAGGCUUGUCCCCGAAAUAGUCAGGUAUAUGGUGCUGUGGCUGAAUGGUUGCGAGAAUGUGGCUUCCUCCGAACACCAGAGCAGUGCCGGACCAAGUUCAAAAGUCUUCAGAAAAGUUAUCGAAAAGUGAGAAAUGGCCACAUGCUAGAACCCUGUGCCUUCUUUGAGGACAUGGAUGCCUUGUUAAACCCUACAGCCCAUACUUCAUCUACUGAUAAGCCAAAGGCUGUGAUCUCUCUCCCUAGACUAAGGAGAAUUGGUAUUAGUGCUAACGAACAGGUCAGUUUGGUGGAAGAGGAGGAUGAAGGUGCUGAAGACUCGGAUGGUGAUGAAAUGGGCAUUGAGUUAAUACGCAAGUCUGAAGUGCGUGCUGCCCCUGUUUUGUUUCAAAACCUAAGUGGUGUGCAUUGGGGCUAUGAAGAAACCAAGACCUUUCUUGAUAUCCUUCGUGAGACUCGAUUUUAUGAAGCAUUACAAGCCUGUCAUCGGAAGAGCAAAUUGUAUGGAGUCGUGGCUGAGCAACUUCGAGAGUGUGGCUUUCUCCGGACACCAGAGCAAUGCCGAACCAAGUUCAAAAGCCUUCAGAAGAGUUACCGAAAAGUGAAGAAUGGCCAUGUACUGGAGUCCUGUGCAUUUUACAAGGAGAUGGAUGCCCUCAUUAACUGCCGUGCAUCUACCCUUUCCACCAAUACCUCAGAAGAAAUUCCAUCACUCUCAAGGCAAGAAAGAGGACAUAUUGUAGUUGAACCCCAAGAGCCUACAAUCUGGGAACCUGAGGAGACCUCACAGGAAGCAGUUUUAGAAGAUUCUGGUACUGAGAGAAUGAGUGAUGAGGAAAUUAUAGAAGAGCCAGAAUUCCAAGAACCUACAGGGCUACCCCAAAGCCCAGCUGAUUUUGAAAUUGAAAAUAGUAUUAAGGAGGACCCAACACAGGUAAUAUUUAAGGACAAACAGCCCAAUGGAGCAUUAAUAGAAAAGUCUAAGAGAUUUGUUUCACAGAAUACCAACCCCAGUAAAUACUAUAAAAGGGAAUGCAUCUCAGGAAGACAGUGGGGAAACCUUCAAGGAAUUAGACAGGGAAAACUGAUGUCUCAACCUAGAGAUACAGGGAAGGCUACAGUGCAUCAGAGGCCUUUCAUGGGGAGAAGACCAUACAGGCUUCUCAAAUAUGGAGAAAACUUUGGAAGGAGUGCCCGUCUUGUGUGCAGGAUGACCCACCAGAAAGAGAACCCUUUCAAGUGUGGUGUCUGUGGGAAGUGCUUUGGUAGAAGCAGGAGCCUAAUCAGACACCAAAGAAUCCACACGGGGGAAAAGCCUUUCAAAUGUCUUGAUUGUGGGAAAAGCUUUAAUGAUUCUUCAAAUUUUGGAGCCCACCAGAGAAUUCACACUGGAGAGAAGCCGUACAGAUGCGGGGAGUGUGGGAAAUGCUUCAGUCAGAGCUCAAGCCUUAUCAUCCAUCAGAGAACCCACACUGGUGAGAAGCCCUAUCAGUGCGCAGAGUGUGGGAAAAGCUUCACCAACAGUUCUCACUUCAGUGCCCACCGCAGAGUCCAUACUGGAGAGAAUCCCUACAAAUGUGGGGACUGUGAGAAGAGCUUCAAUAACUGUGCAAGGCUUCGAGAACACCGGCAAAUCCACACUGGAGUGAAACCCUACACCUGUGCCCAGUGUGGCAAGCAUUUCAGUAAAAGCUCUUUCCUCACCAAACACCGGGAAGUCCACAUGAGAGAAAAGCUACUGCCAUACUCUUCCUCUGGGUACUCACCAGAAAAUGUACUAAGGGGGAAGAGUGAUGAGUUCAGGAAGGCCUUUUGACAAUGAGCUUCUUUUCCACAUGCCCUGUCAGUCAUCUUAUCCUAGUCCCACCCUAAGAAGCAAUCUUUCCUAUCUGUAAAUUGUGGUCCCAAGACAGGCCUGAGAAUAUAAGUAAGCUAGAUUUUUCAUCUGUUCUCACUUCUUGUUCUAACAUGCUCAGUCUGCCUCUCUCCUAUGAGCCUUGACUAUUCCAGUAAAGUGAGAUAAUAAGGGUUUUUUUUUUUAGUUCAGAAUAAAAUUCCCAUUAGAAUGUUAAGGCUAAAGCUAUUGUCCAGCAACUUUCAAAACUUUCACACGUGGGUGAGAGUUCUUUUCAAAUUUAUGAAUAGUGAAAGUUUUAUAGUGUUAUCACCCAUAUGAGACUUUGGCAGCAACUUGACAAUGGAUUUUUAUAUGUGGGUAGAACUCAGAGGUUUGACCAGAUCUAUCUUUGCUUUGAGGGUAUAAAAUGAGAGUAAAAGUUUUAUAGCUUUCUUUAAACGUCUUUAUCAAAGAGUUGAUCCUAAUUCCCUGUGUUGCUAAUGGAGCGGUGUUGCUAAUACCUUAUCCUCCACCAAGAGAAGCACUUAUUUACUCUUCAUCUCCCUUUCUGUUCCUGAAGACUUAACUCCAGUGGCUGCUCCUUCUCCAGGGACAAGUGAUCCUUCUGGUGUUCAUCACAAAUCUAUACUUACCUCUUCAUUGUUCUAGGUGCUCUAGUCUAUUUUUUCUAGACUACCUUGACCCACUCAGAUGGGAGAGGAUGCAUAUUAGUGCUGUCUCAUUAAGAGAAAAUCAGAUUUCAAAGUCUAGUUCUACCCCAUCACAUCUCUGACUCUUAACCUAAAAUAAGACCUACUGAUAUGUUGGCAUAUUUCGAACUGCCUAGCUCUAUAUGUCAGUGUAAUAUAAUAGUAUUUCUAAAAGUAUAACAUGGUAAGGAAGAAGGAUAUGAGACCUGAAACACUUAGUGGACUCUUUAGGCCUGCUUUAGAUCAAAGAGCUACCUCAGUCCAGACUACAUUUCCAGGGUUGACUGUUACACAUACUAGCCUCUGGUUCUGAAGCUUCUAGUUCCUGUUUGUAGGAUCUAUAGAGCCCUAAAUAAUUACACAGCUCUAUGGUUCACUCAGUGAAAGUAGAAGUAUUUAUAAACUUCCACUCUAGAGUACCACCUUAUUUUCCCCAUUUACCUGUUCAUCUAGGGGGAAAAUGUCUUUGAUAAUCCCCAGGUAUUAGCCAGGUAAAUAUUGUCAGAAAGUUUCUGGUGGAUAAAUAGUUAACUUGUGUAGAAUUACAGAUGAAAUUCAGGAAUUUUAUCUUCCCAAACCAGUUACUUGAAGAUGAGGCCUGUGCAUUCAUACCUUUAAUACAUAGGUAACCAAAUGUAGCUUUUGCUUUGGGGAGGAAGAAGUCCCAAGUAUAGUGAAAAGAAAACUAUAGUCAGGGCUCUUACUAGGUUGUUCUCCUGUCAGAUGCUCUCUUGUUUGAAAACAUCUAGAGAUGAUAUUUUUAUGUGAAUAUAUUUGAAUCUUUUGAGACCCAUUCAACAAAGUAUCAAAGAGGGUAGACACUAGAAAGAAAAGCACUCUAUGGUGCCAACAUAGAGUGUAGCCUGUUGGAAGGCAGGUGACUCAGGUAAAUGCUGAUAACUGUUUGUGAUGUGUAUUUGUUGGAAAUGUUAUAAUUGUUGACACCUCAGUAGCUUAUUUCCUGUGUAUUGUCUGAAUUAGAGACUUCUAAUGGUACUUUCAGCUUCAUGUUGGUACUGUGCCUAGACCAGUAAGAUUGUGUGGUGCCAGUGGGCUUGUGCUUAUAAUUUUGUAGAUGUUCUGAAAUUCCAGCUCUAGGAAAGAUGCACAUUAGUAUAAAUUGCCACUUAGUAACAUGUACACAGGAUUGAUACUUACAUGGAAGCAUGAUUCAGAAAGUAGAUGACUUGUUCACAAAUACUUAUGUACUGUUAUAUAAAAGACCAUGCUCUAACCAGAGAAAGAGACACAAAAAUGAUGGAAGCCAUGGUGGCUGUACUCCAGCAAGGAAGUGUUGCCGCAGAAGAUAGUCUAGCAAGAAGUUCAUGGUGAUGUGGAAGGUCAGUCACCCCACCUGGAGGAACUGCAAUCACAUCCUGAAGACCUUCUGUAAAUUACAAAUAGAAAACCAGUUUGAACUACACGUUUUGACACAUUUUCCAAGCAACAGGAACUAUCCAAGGUCUGUUCUGUCUCCACCAUGACAAAGUGAUUGUCUCCUUUGUCUAAGAUACAGCUAGGUAGGUUUGGAUUCUCUACCUAUAAUCCUAAUCACAAACAGUCUGUUAGGAUGUGUGUUAAUCUAGUGGGCCUUUUCUCAGUUCUUAAGAAACAGGUCUUCCUAUCUUAGUCCAAGGUGCUUAUGUGUUUCUCUUUUGUCAGUUGACUCGUGAAAGUUAGAAUGAGUGAUGGCAUUCUGAGUAAUACAUCUUUAUCACCUCUGUAAUGAUCCACAGAUCUCAAUACCAAGGACUUCAAGGAGAAAAACAGGUUUUUUUUAAUCUUAGAAACACUGUGAUUUUUAUAACUUGCUAUUUUCUCCCUCAUUGCUCUGGAUGCUGGAAAGCUCAACAGAAGAUUUCACCUCAGCCAACUACAUAUACCUAUUUAUUUUACUCUGUCGUAUUUCUUUGGAGAUUGUCUCAAGUCCUAUUUUUGAACAAUGGUAUAUGUAUAAACAAAUUCUUUAUUCUCUGGCAUUCUGUCAAAGACAUUUUAGAAACUGUAUUUCCUUCCUAGGCUUUCAUUAAUUUUCACAAAUACCUUCCUAAUUCUUACUGAUGAUUUUGUUAUAUAUUCAACCUAAUUCAUUGACCUGGAAAGAAACACAUGUUUUUGUAAAGAAGAAAACUCACACAUGAAAUAGAUCAGAGCAUCCUGCCACCAAGGAAUGUGUAUUAGACCAGAAACCAAAAGAAAAGUUUAGUAUUGUUACCACUUCCUGAAUUUAAUUGGAUAAAUCACAACUUCUCUUUCUUAGUAGUUAAACUUAUUUGCCAAAAUUGCAGGAGUAUUCAUGUUCAUGAAGCAGUGGAGCUUGGUAGAAAUGAAGAAAUAGAAAGGCCAGACUCGUACUUUGACUACCCACUGUAUGUCAGCUCCGGGCCACACUGAGUCCAUCUCAUGCUUUAAGAUGACAGCAAUGCUGGCCCAGCUUGCUUAGUAAGCAAAAAGGACAAGCCACUUGUGUUCAGUAACAGGGAAAUCCUUCCCUCUCCUAUCCCUGAGAGCCAAAGGUGGGUAGAUAGAGUGAAGAAAAUAUCUUGUGUGUUCUGGUGCUCAGUGAGAGUCAAGAUUCAUGGAUUCGGAAAACCCUAGUGGAAGGAGCAGCUGAAUCAUUUGUAUGCUCCACAGCCUCCACCUCCACUUGAAUGAAUUCUAGGACCAAGUGUAAAUGGACAUCUGUCUUCAUUUUGUAUUAAUGUUCACUUAGAUGUCUUCUUGAAAGCUUGUAUGUAAAAUAUCUGCAAUAAAUGUCUACCUUUGGUUUACUAUAA